Molecule: messenger RNA, 3684 nt
Organism: Malassezia globosa CBS 7966
Lineage: Eukaryota; Fungi; Basidiomycota; Malasseziomycetes; Malasseziales; Malasseziaceae
Exons: 1
Coding region: 1-3684 (1227 amino acids)
Biological process (GO): endosomal vesicle fusion; protein targeting to vacuole
Cellular component (GO): late endosome; HOPS complex
Molecular function (GO): protein binding
Source: RefSeq, a predicted model, not a curated record
AUGCAAGCCGGGUUGUCUGCGAAUGAACCUGAAAAUCCACCCGCGAGCGUGAUUGUCGAACCUAUCGCUCGUCCUUUUCUCUCUUUUCAAAAACUUGCGAAAGUGACCACAGAAAUUGUGCACAACGGUAAGUUUUCUUGUAUGCACGUGUCUGGUGGCUUGAUGGCCGUUGGGUUCGAAUCUGGCGCCACGGUUGUGUUUGAUAUGUCUCAGCGCAUUAGGUGCAUGUGCAAAGCUUCAUCCAGUCGUGUCACAUGUUUGAGCAUAUCACACGAUGCGACGUAUCUCGCUGUAGGGCACGCAUCCGGUGACAUAUACCUAUAUGAUAUGUUUCAAGCUUCAGUACCUGCUCGGCAUGUACCGCCCGUUGAUCCUGCGAUUGUAUCGUCUGGAAAAGGCGAGGGACACUUUGCUUCAGUGGCUAUAAUUCAACUUAAGUUUGUUGGUGCAAGAAAGACAGCCAUUAUUAGCACAGACGCGGAUGGACUAUGUUUUUACCAUUCACUCGGUCGUAUACUUGGCAUGGCAUCACACGACACCUUGCGUGUUUACGGUCGAUACAAUGCGACAGAUCCGUCUCAUAUUUAUGACGCAGCACCAUUGCCCCUAGGAACCCUGAGACAUGCCGCUGAUGAGCAUCAGUUUGUUGCGUUAAUAUUGCGGCACAAACUUCUUAUUAUUGGCUUGAAGCCUUCAGCUCGUACGUGGUUUCGGUCUAGAGCUUCAUCGAACAGUGAAACAGCCUCUUUGGCAUGGUUUCCGGCCACACACGCUUUCUCCCAGGUAUACCCGCCUAUGCUUGCUUUUUCGUUUGGCAAUGAGCUUAGGGUUCUUCGUGUAUCCUCAGUGCGCGUGAAGUCACGCACACCCGGUGACGAAAAUACUUCCGGAAUGAAGAUGUCAGAAGAACAUCUAAGCACUACCGCGCAUCCAAUUGUCCAGCUACAUUGGAUCCAUCGACAACUUUUGCUGGUCGUAACUACAGUUUCGUGGCAACUAUUUGAUUUUCGGUGCCAUUCAUUCACAGAGUGGCAGCCUCAUGACCCGCUCGUGGCUUCUGUGACGCCAGGCGACCCAAUUUUUUUACAGAUUUGGCGGAGCAAAGUGUUCAUGUUUGCGCAUAAUACCGCUUAUGCUGGUGAUUUUGUGGCAUGGGAUUCUUAUCUUUCACAGUUGGAGUCUGACCAUGAGUAUUUGGAAGCACUCAGAGAAGCUGUGAAACUGUAUCAAGGAACUGGCCUUGGCUCAGGCAUAGGUCUUCCGAGUCUCAGGCAUGAUCAACGGGCUGUUAUAGCUCAGCGCAUCGAGUGCAUUGAGCGGAAAGCUCUACGGCUCUUAAGCGACAGUGAUGACGUUGAACUAAUUCGUUUAUGUACUCAAGUUGCGGUCGAGAUGAAUAAUUUUGACCUUCUUUUUGGUGAAAUAUACUUUUCCUAUGAGUACCAUGACAAAGUCGACGUCUUUGUUCUCGAGCUUGAGCGUCAUAUCAUUCAUGGGCAGAUUCGGACACCUCCAACAGCGGUAAUACAGCGACUUUUGGAAUAUCGCUGUCGCACCCACGAAUAUGCGAUAAUAGAGCAACUAAUUCUUCAUGUUGAUCCUUUCUGCCUCGAUUUGGAUCAAGUGUUACCCAUAUGUAAUGAGCAAUGUCUUUGGGAUGCUUUAUCAUUUGUCUACGAGCGUGUAUUCCAUGAUUAUGUCACCCCAAUUGCCCAGAUACUCAAGCGACUUGCUCAAACACCAACCCAAAACACACUCGCUGAUUCGAGUCAUCAAACCGUGCUCAUUGAAGAUUCUUGCUCUGAUAAUGACAGUCGAGCGUCUUUUUAUGCGAUUUUUCCAAUUCUAAAUGCAAGGCUUCGUGGGUUAAGAUACCCAUCAAUGGAGGCUUUUGAACACAAUGAGGCUGUAAAUGUUGUGCGCGCUGUUCAAUCACUGCUUUUUUCCAAACAUGCUUGUAAAGCACCAGACCUUGCUGAUGUUCCCACGCUUGAUCAUAACAUUUUCCCUUACCUGCGAGCAAUUUUGAACUUUGACGCUGAGCCAUUUCUUGAUGUGUUGGAUUUGGCAUUCGAAAGCGACUUCUUCACUAAUGAAAAGUUGCCACUUCUUAGUCGACGCGACGUCAUUGAUACGUUACUUGAAGUUAACCGCAUGAAAUCACUUCCAAACUCUGUGCACCAUUUGUUGGCAAUGUUUGUUGCGCGGAAUUCUGCCAAAUACCCCCAAUUUAUCAUUCUGUCUGAUUCUGAGUGCGAAACAAUUUUUGAUGCGUUGACGAAUGAUGAAGUACAUAAUAAAGACUCUGAGUUUGCUCUUGAGUGUCUUUUGUCGGCACAUCCCAUCGCUUUUACCGAGAAGCGGAUCAAGAUGUUAGAACGAGCAGGAUUUUGGCGAAUCUAUGAGACCGCCCUGCGAAAAACUAAGAGAUACCCGGAGCUGCUCUGCUUCUUCUUGCAAGACCGGGAUGGAGAACAUCACUCGCCUGGGCAACUGUAUGACCGCGUAUCCGAGAUAUUUGUGCUUCCUGGACUGAAGGGAUCAAGCCAGCGAGAAUCGAUGUUUUCCUUGUUUCUGUCAUGCUUGAAUGACAUACCUGAUCCUUUGCUUUGCGAUGUGGCGCGCAUUGUGACUAGGUACUUUGCCUCGCGAGGAAACGAAGUUUUGACACAUUUACAAAUCACGCCCAAUCGACAAUUCUUGUAUCUGAAGGCAUUUUUUAUUUUAAAGCACGAUAUACAAGGUCGAAACCCGCAAACUUUGCGCCGUGUUUGGAUAACUAGGCUGUGUGAAGAAUGUCCGUCUUUACUUGUGCCGCAAUUGGAUGCUUACGGAUACGAGUAUUUUGAUCUAGAGCAUGUCUGUUCUGAGGCUAGCACUCACCACGUAUAUGAUGCAUUAUUCUGGGCUUUGGAUCGACGAGGUCUUACGACACUUGCAAUGGACCAAUUAGACAAGUUGGCGAUGGAUUUGGCCCAACAUACUCACCAGGUUCUAGAUGAUGGUGUGGACGAUAGGGCAGAUUCUGAAGCAGAAAGUUCGCGAGAAGGAGUUUGUAAACGGUUCAAAAAGCUUCACUUGGCACUUACUAUGGCAUUCCGAUUGUGCGUUGAGAACUCUCUAUCAUCUAGUGCCUCUGUUGAAUUUGUUCACGAAUUGUGGUUCCGCGUGUUGUACACACUUGUUCGACUGGAACAUGCAUUUUAUGAUUCCUCUAGGAUUCAUGCGCCAAAAGACUCGUUACUUGCGCUUGCUUUGUCUCAUUCGCAAACAUUCACGCAGGAGGCACUUGCAACUCUUGUGACAUCUGUGCCCUCUGAGACAAUCUCAUUUGCUGAGUUGUUUAAACGGCUUGUCCAUGGUAUUUCUCAAGCGAAUAUCAUGUAUUCUCAAGUACGCGUGAUUGUCGAAGCAAUGUUAUUGGCUUAUCGGCUUCGCUGUGAUGUUUUAAUGAUUGGCGUGCGUUUAAAUGAAUCAGAUGCAUUGCACCUCUUUCAACAGCUCGCUAAAGAGCGGGGCAUGGGUUGGUUCGUGGCAGCCACGCGACCCUCUUGUGCUCAUUGCGACAAAGCCUUUAUGGAUUUGUCUUGUGUGCGUAAGCACGCAUCAUCAGACAAGGUGGCAUUGACACCUCAGGGACAUACGUUCCAUGCUGGGUGUGGCGAUGCGGUUGAGAUUAUGUAA